Uranotaenia lowii is the source of this 701-nucleotide messenger RNA. RefSeq names its product general odorant-binding protein 72-like. The transcript is spliced from 3 exons. The record is from RefSeq and is a predicted model, not a curated record. Gene Ontology annotation, molecular function: odorant binding; dibutyl phthalate binding. Gene Ontology annotation, biological process: sensory perception of smell; olfactory behavior. The coding region runs from base 232 to 687 and encodes 151 amino acids. Gene Ontology annotation, cellular component: extracellular region. Lineage: Eukaryota; Metazoa; Arthropoda; Insecta; Diptera; Culicidae.
UUCAUGAGCGCAUUAGUUCCGACUCGGAGGACGACCGUGGGAGAAACGAGCCGACCAAAUUGGACUCUGGUUUGUAUGUCUACAUAAGGAGCCCCAUUCCGCCGGAAGUGAAACAUUGAGCUGGUGUUUGAUGUGAACUGUCGAGUUGAGCCGUGAAUUACAGGCGGCUCCAGCCAGAAUCCAUAGGACUUUCAUCAAAUUGAAACUUGAGCAACUAACGGAAAAGGGAAAAUGCUGCGACCGGGUCCAGGAUUGUCUAGCAGGAUGAUCCUGGCAGUGCUACUACUAUGCAGCACGCUAGGAAUUUCGUUUGUGGAAGGGAAAGCUACGAUGGAGCAGAUGGCGAAGACCGGGGAGCUGAUGAGGAGUGUCUGCAUCGGGAAAACCAAGGUCAGUGAAGAUUUAGUGAACGGUCUCGGCGAGUCGAAAUUUCCAGACGUCAAGGAGCUUAAGUGCUACGUAAGCUGUAUAAUGGAAAUGAUGCAGGCGAUGAAAAAAUCCAAGCUUAAUUACGAUGCACUGAUGAAACAGAUCGACACCAUCAUGCCGGACGAAUUGGCCGAACCGAUGCGCAACGCGGUUACAAUUUGUAAGAACAGCGCCGACGGAAUUAAAAACGGCUGCGAAGCUGCCUACGCCUUGGCCCAAUGUAUAUCGAAAAACAAUCCCAAAUUUAUUGUUCCGUAGAAGGAAGAAAAAAC